Messenger RNA from Lycium ferocissimum, 1157 nucleotides. Its product is annotated as protein CANDIDATE G-PROTEIN COUPLED RECEPTOR 2. The record is from RefSeq and is a predicted model, not a curated record. Gene Ontology annotation, cellular component: plasma membrane. Gene Ontology annotation, biological process: G protein-coupled receptor signaling pathway. The transcript is spliced from 6 exons. The coding region runs from base 169 to 1065 and encodes 298 amino acids. Gene Ontology annotation, molecular function: G protein-coupled receptor activity. NCBI's taxonomy places the organism in Eukaryota, Viridiplantae, Streptophyta, Magnoliopsida, Solanales, Solanaceae.
AAAAAUAAAAAAUAAAAAAGUGUAGCGUAGAAAGAGUCCAAUUCUAUUUUCUACCUACACCGGUUCUAAACUCCCGAUCAGUUUAUCUUCUAACACCACUACCUCUCAUCUAAUAAUUACACGGAUUAGAUUAGCUAAAGCUAGGGCUUUUAAUGAUUUAAUUAAAAAAUGAGAUCCAUUGAAUCCAUAGUGGCGGAGCUACCACCGUCUUCUUCCGCAACACCGGCAGAGAGCGGCGGCGGCGGCGGUUGGUUGUACGGUUGUCUUGUAGAGUGUCAUGGUUUAUGGCAUAAUGUGUUGAUGAUAGUGCCUUCAGCACUGUUUGUUUUGUAUUUGGGUUCACAAGCUAAGAGAAGCUUCUCCAAGGUUUCUAGUGGUAGAUCGCAUGUUGUAGCUGCUCUUUAUGCCAUUCUCUGGCUUGUUAGUAUCUUCAAUUUGGUCUGGUCCUCUCUUCAGGCAUGGGAGUGUGCUCCAGGGAAGCAAUUUGUGUGGAGUGUCAUCUCCUUGUUCACAACAUCUGGCAUGCUAUUUCUUGAAGUAAGCUUGAUAGCCUUUCUACUUCAAGGGAACCAUGCAAGUGGACGUGAGGCUUUAACACAAACUUUUCUAAUCUCAGCACUUGUAGUUGGAUUGGAUAUGCUUCUCAAGGGGAUCUACCUAUUUGGAUUUGGUAUUCAGUUGUUUGAUGUUAGCAACAAUGGCUCACAAUGGGCCUUAUGGGUUGUUCACAAGUUGCUGCUAACUGGAGUAUAUGGCCUCAUCUUUUUUAUGUAUCGAUCUAGAUGGAGAGAAAGGUUGCCAGCAAGACCUGCAUUCCAGAACUAUAUUUCCAUCAUGUUUUGCUUAAAUGCGACUGCUUUGAUUGCAUGUGCACUUGCAGCACAUGGCGCUGGAUUUGGAUUAUGGUUGUACAAUAUCACGGUCAUCUGCUACCACGCCAUGUACCUUCCCCUUCUGUAUGUUACUUUUCUGGCCGACUUUCUCCAGGAGGAUGAUUUGCAUCUGGAGAAUGUAUACUACUCAGAAAUGAAAGAUGCUGGCUUCUUUGAUGUCGAUUGGGAGUAAUUCAGCAGGCAUAAUGAGGUGAAUUUGAAGCUGUAAAUGUGUAAAUAUGUACUAGUAACAUUUUAGGAAAUUCAGAAAAUAAAAAAAUUAAU